This is a messenger RNA of Condylura cristata (star-nosed mole), 2524 nucleotides long. RefSeq names its product RELT-like 1 (gene RELL1). Lineage: Eukaryota; Metazoa; Chordata; Mammalia; Eulipotyphla; Talpidae. Bases 116 to 928 code for a protein of 270 amino acids. The record is from RefSeq and is a predicted model, not a curated record. Gene Ontology annotation, cellular component: plasma membrane. The transcript is spliced from 7 exons. Gene Ontology annotation, biological process: positive regulation of p38MAPK cascade.
UUCACGGCGCGCAGAGACCGAAGCCGGCCACUUGGUCAGUCCGCCAGGUCGAGUUGCGCUGCCUGUCGGAGCCCGGGACGCCGCGCCACGGGGGAGGAGGCGAAGGGACGCGGCGAUGGCUCCGCGGGGACUCCCGGGGUCCGCCGUCCUCGCCGCUGCUGUCUUCGUGGGAGGCGCCGUGAGCUCGCCGUUGGUGGCCCCGGACCACGGGGGCGGCCACUCGGCGCACUCCGGAGCAGAGACCACCACUGCACCCACGAACAGCGACGGGAACGGGCAUCCCGAGUACAUCGCCUAUGCGCUUGUCCCCGUGUUCUUCGUCAUGGGUCUCUUCGGGGUCCUCAUCUGCCACCUGCUGAAGAAGAAAGGCUAUCGCUGCACCACUGAAGCUGAGCAAGAGGUGGAGGAAGAGAAGGUUGAAAAGAUAGAGCUGAAUGACAGUGUAAAUGAAAACAGUGAUACUGUUGGGCAAAUUGUCCACUACAUCAUGAAAAAUGAAGCCAAUGCCGAUGUCUUAAAGGCAAUGGUAGCAGACCACAGCCUGUAUGAUCCUGAGAGCCCUGUGACCCCCAGCACACCUGGGAGCCCACCUGUGAGUCCCGGGCCCUUGUCGCCAGGGGGCACUCCAGGGAGGCACAUCUGUGGCCACCACCUGCACACAGUGGGUGGCGCUGUGGAGAGGGAUGUGUGCAAUCGGUGUAGGCACAAGCGCUGGCACUUCAAACCCGCCGUCAAGUCCAAAGAUGGCCGCCCCAGGCGCCAAGGGGAAGUGACCGUCCUCUCUGUCGGCAGGUUUAGGGUUACAAAAGUAGAACACAAGUCCAAUCAGAAGGAACGGAGAAGCUUGAUGUCCGUGAGUGGGACUGAAGGCAUCAACGGGGAGCUGCCUGUGACCCCUGUGAAGAGAGAACGAAGUGACACGGAGUAGCGGGAGUGACUGUAUUUGAAGAGUUACAAGAGAUUGAAACCUUACGACAUAUGAAGUGGCCUAGGGAAUAUUUUUUUAUCUUUUGUACAGUUUCUGUCAUGGAAUCUGCUGUCACGUGAAUAAAAGCUGAAAGGGAAUAAAUACUGUGCUCUGCUAGCUAAGGAUGCAGUUUACUUUGAAACAGUUUUGAUUUCAAAAGUCUGAUAAAAAAAUGACUACAUUUCCAGGGAAGGAAAGAGCUCAGUGUUCGAAAUCUCCUCGCCGACCUCGCCGCCGGCCUCGGAGUCCACACCGUAGAGCUUUCCCAGUGUUCUCGCCGUGUUCGUGAAACUCUCUGUGCACAGCCUCGCUGAGGCUGUGUCUGUGUGUACACACUUGUCUCCCCAAACCUACAUUCCAUUUUGCUACUGGUUGUAAGAAGUCACCUUAUAGUUCAACUGUUACAAAAGAUAAAGGCGACUUCCAAAAAACCCUCCAAAAACCAGAGAUAACUCUUCAGUGGUGAAAUCCCCUUGAGGAUAAUCUGGUCUAGACCUGAGAGAUUGAUUUCCCUGUGACCCCUGGAUCAUGAAGUCAGAUGGAACCAGGUACUAGACUUUGGACCCAAAGGCCAAAAUUCAACAUUAAUUCCUGCUACCACCCUCUCAUCCCCCGAUCACUUAAAAAUUGAGGGUUUUUUUUUAACCCAAACUAAGCAGUUCUUAUUUAGUUGUUCAAUGAAGGGAAAAAUGUCCUAAAAUAAAAUGUUUUGGCAACCCAAGGAAAAAACAAAGCCCAAAAUUCUCCUUCUUGGUGCAACAUGGGACUGUACUUCUGGUAUUUUCUUUGGGGGUACUUCCUGUUUUCCACCUUGUAAUUAAUACUUUUUAUAUGACAUUUGCCGGUUUCUUUCCCCUGUAGAGCUGGAAAGCCCCUCUUCUCCCCGAGCCUUACAGUUUAUGAAACACCUGUAAAGAACCCAGAGGCAAAGAUAGAUUUCUAGAGGUCUGGGCUGAGGGAAGGGGGGUCCAGUUCCAGGGGACUCUGGGGAAUUGCCUGUGUCAGUGCUGGCUGGUGAUGGGGUACUUGUAGUUCAGAGAAAAAGCACAUUUUUCAUAUGGCUCCAUAAAGGUGAUUUUUAUAAAUAUGUACCUCAAAGUAUUCCCUGUAAAUAUCUUCAUUCCAUUCUGUUUCUGGCAUCAAACUAAACAGUUCUAACCUUUUAGAGGAAGGGUAGGUUUAAUUUCAUGUGAAUUUUUACUGAUAACAAAGUGAAAGGUCUGUAUAUAUGCAUGUAUGUAUACGUGUGUGUAUAUGUGUGUACAUAUACAUACACGUACAUACACACACUACACUUGAGGAAGUCAGUAUCAAAACCAAUUUUCAGGUCCAGAAAGUAGCAACUUAGGAGUUUUGGGGUAUGUAUUAUUGUAAAUAAUAUAUGCAUGGUUUAGGCCAAUAAGUUUUUUUUGUUUGUUUUUAAAGCAUUUUUGCUUUAAAAAUAUUAUGCCCUCAAAAUGGUGAGGGAUGAAGUGUAAGAUAUUCUUCAGCUUUAAUUAUUUUUCAAUGUUAUUCAGGUUAGAGAACUUUUUUUUUUUAAACAGCAAUACAACAGGC